AUGGCUUCGCAGGCUCAGGUGAUCCAGCAAAAAGUUGACCGGUUCAUGGCUCAGCUCGAUGGUGAGUUGUCCAAGUACCCCGCUCUCAACCGCUUUGACAAGCACCUCCCCGUGCCCAAGUCCUACAUCGCCGUGACGGGUCUCGCGAUUCUGACGAUCCUGAUUUUCUUCAACAUCUUCGCCGGUUUCCUGACCAACUUCAUUGGUUUCUUCAUUCCCAUGUACUUCUCGCUGAAUGCGCUUGAGACGCCCAAGCCUCAGGACGACAUCCAGUGGCUCACGUACUGGGUUGUGUUCGGUUUCUUCAACUUUGUCGAGACGUUUGUGAGCUUCGUCUUGUACUGGUUCCCCUUCUACUACACGUUCAAGACACUCGCGAUCGUGUGGCUUAUGCUCCCCCAGACGCAGGGUGCCAAGAUCGUGUACCACCGCGUUCUGCGCCCAGCCUUCCUCUCGAUGACCGGCUCGUCGCCGGCCUCGCGCGUGCCGGCCUCGGCUGCUGACAUCAACAAGACGGGCUUCUCCGCCUCGUCGACGGGUGUGCACACCGAGUAA
Molecule: messenger RNA, 555 nt
Organism: Malassezia restricta
Lineage: Eukaryota; Fungi; Basidiomycota; Malasseziomycetes; Malasseziales; Malasseziaceae
Product: protein YOP1
Exons: 5
Coding region: 1-555 (184 amino acids)
Source: RefSeq, a predicted model, not a curated record